GUGAUGUGAUUGUGGGAAUUAUGGGAUACCACGAGGUGUUAAUUCGGGGCGAACCACUAGUAUUAAUAUAAUGUAUUUUGUUUUUCACAAUGAAGGCUAUUAUAUUAUUUGCGCUAUUCGCCCUGGCCGCUGCUGAAAUAGAAUAUUACGUUGCCGAUGAUACUCUGGACAUUAAUGAAAUAGUUUCUGAAGUAUCAAGGAUGAAAAGUUUUGUAGACUGCUAUCUGGAUAGAGAGCCUUGUUUUGAACCAGCUGCAACUUACAAAUUAUUGAUUCCUGAAGCUCUUGCCACUAAAUGUGAAAGGUGCACGGAUAAACUCAAACAUUUGGCACGGGGAUUCCUUGAGGCACUUAAGGCUGUUUUGCCUGAAGAGUACAGGGCCUUCAGAUUGAAGUACGAUCCCGAAGACAGAUACUUUGACGAUUUCGAAAAAGCAAUGGAAGCUUAUUAGGUCCUGCAACGACAGAAAUCUUC
Molecule: messenger RNA, 475 nt
Organism: Maniola jurtina (meadow brown)
Lineage: Eukaryota; Metazoa; Arthropoda; Insecta; Lepidoptera; Nymphalidae
Product: allergen Tha p 1-like
Exons: 3
Coding region: 90-452 (120 amino acids)
Source: RefSeq, a predicted model, not a curated record